AUGGAAAUCACCAGAGGGAGUUUGGACGACAUAUCCCGUCCUGCGUCGAGUGAGCCGACAGGUAGCCGCGUGUCCAGUGUGUCAUUACCUCAUAGAGACAGAAUCUGUCCGACAGCUCCACUUUCCCUUCUUGUUUUGUCCAACGCCGAUGCUGCUGAUCUUCAGGUAAGUAACUCUAAAGAAUCUACAACAUCUAACUCAUCAGUGGGAGAUCCUGACAAAGAUGACUGUCACACUGUUGCUACUGAGGAUGAGGAUGAAGAUUCCAAACUACAGAGAGCUAUCUGGGAAAUGAGACGGCUGGAUGAAAUACUGUCUGCAAAAAUCUGCAGAGAGAAAGAAAUCCAACGUCAGAGGAAAGAGCUUCAAGCAAAACUCUGGCAAGAGCUCCAGCAGAAUAAACCUGAAGGUCACUCUGAAGGUGCUCAUGAAGCUUUGAACACAAAGUUGUUUUUGGCAUUGGAAGCACCCACCGGGACAGAAGAAGAGGACGACUUUGUACCUGUGUUUGAAACUCAGGUUUGCGACUGGGAGCACGGCAGAGACGACCAGCGCUCAGAGCAAAGUGAAAAGAAGCCAGACAGCUUGACAGACUCAUCUGAAGUUGGCUACAAAGACAAAGCAGAAGACCAAUUUGAAGGCAGCCACUGUGGAGCUUCCAAAGGCAUGAAUAAACAGAAGGACUUUGUCAAAAGAAACAUUGAGCUCGUGCACGGUGAGGGGGGCCAAGUGUUUUUGACCCAGGCGGAGAAAGAGCGUCUGGCUGAGCUGCUCCGAGAAAUAGACGAAGAGGAAGAGGACAGUGCCAGAGGCGCAGACAGCGAGGAGACCACGUGGGCUGUGUCGGCGCUAACGGGCCAGGGCUACACCCCCGAGCCCUCCGACCUGCAGCAGCUGAUUGACAUCGACUCCAGAAUUCACCAUCCCUUCGAAGGCUUUCACUCUUACACGAGCUCUGACACAAACCUGAGCGCGUCGCAGGGCCCUGGAUCGAGGGUUGGCUGGAAGUGCAUUGGGGACCUGCAGCCAGGAGAGAAGGUCCUGCAGGAUAUAAAGGAGAGGAGAGGGCAGGAGAGGCGGCUCAGAGAGAUCCAACAGCAGCUGGAGAUCCUGGGCCAGGGCCAGGAGAUGACUGACGGGUCACCAGAUCUUACCGAGGAGCAGCUACUUAGCCUGCUGGAUGAAUGUGAGCUGACAGGGAGAUGGAGCCACGACCUGGAGACGAAUGACGCAGCACCAUGAGACGAUCACAAAGAUUGGACUCUAUCUGACGGCCUGCUUUCAAACUGCAUUACGUCUGGGAUCCUGCUAUGAAUUCUUGUAGAGAAGCUGCUUUUAGGAUUUAUGAAGAUGAUAUAAUGACCCCGUCGUUUAUACACUGAUAUAAACAUUUUUCAUAAUGUGACAAUAGCAGAAAUUUGUAGUUUUAAAUGUUGGCUAACUGAAGAGGAGAACCUCCAUUUUAAUUGGUGUCAAUAUUUUCAGCAUGCAGCUGGAUUGCAACCCGUUGCUUUUAUUUGUGUUUGUGUCUCUGCAUGAGGAAACAGAGCAGCAGGAGCGCUCUUUGUAUUAACCUAAGUAUCAUACAUGAGAACAGAAAAUUG
Molecule: messenger RNA, 1604 nt
Organism: Stegastes partitus (bicolor damselfish)
Lineage: Eukaryota; Metazoa; Chordata; Actinopteri; Pomacentridae
Gene: fsip1
Product: fibrous sheath interacting protein 1
Exons: 11
Coding region: 1-1242 (413 amino acids)
Source: RefSeq, a predicted model, not a curated record